Messenger RNA from Euleptes europaea (tarantolino), 1728 nucleotides. RefSeq names its product vacuolar protein sorting 45 homolog (gene VPS45). Lineage: Eukaryota; Metazoa; Chordata; Lepidosauria; Squamata; Sphaerodactylidae. The coding region runs from base 16 to 1728 and encodes 570 amino acids. The transcript has 15 exons. The record is from RefSeq and is a predicted model, not a curated record. Gene Ontology annotation, biological process: intracellular protein transport; vesicle-mediated transport. Gene Ontology annotation, cellular component: Golgi membrane.
GUGGGGGGCGUCAAGAUGAACGUGGUCUUUGCAGUGAAGCAGUACGUCUCCAAGAUGAUCGAGGACAGCGGGCCCGGCAUGAAAGUGCUGCUGCUGGACAAGGAGACGACCAGCAUCGUGAGCAUGGUGUACACGCAGUCAGAGAUCUUGCAGAAGGAGGUCUACCUCUUCGAGCGCAUUGAUUCCGCCAACCGGGAGAACAUGAAGCACUUGAAAGCCAUCUGCUUCUUGCGACCUACUAAGGAAAAUGUGGACUACCUUAUCCAAGAGCUGCGCAGGCCGAAAUACAGCAUCUACUUCAUUUAUUUCAGCAACGUGAUCAGCAAGAGUGACAUCAAGUCCCUGGCUGAGGCAGACGAGCAGGAAGUGGUAGCCGAAGUCCAGGAAUUCUAUGGAGAUUUCAUUGCCGUGAACCCGCACGUGUUUUCCCUCAACAUCUUGGGCUCCUUCCAGGGUCACAGCUGGGAUCCGGCCCAGUUGUCCAGGGCAACCCAAGGUCUGACCGCCCUGCUGCUGUCUCUGAAGAAGUGCCCCAUGAUUCGUUACCAGCUCUCUUCCGACGCAGCCAAAAGGCUCGGCGAAUGUGUCAAGCAAGUGAUCACUAAAGAGUAUGAGCUCUUCGACUUCCGGCGCACUGAAGUUCCUCCGUUGCUCCUUCUCCUGGACCGUUCAGACGACGCCAUCACACCACUGCUGAACCAGUGGACAUACCAGGCCAUGGUGCAUGAACUGCUAGGGAUUAACAACAAUCGGAUUGAUCUCUCGCGUGUCCCAGGCAUAAGCAAGGAUCUUCGGGAAGUGGUUUUGUCUGCCGAAAAUGACGAGUUUUACGCCAACAACAUGUACCUGAACUUUGCAGAAAUUGGCAGCAAUAUCAAGAACCUCAUGGAGGACUUCCAGCGGAGGAAGCCGAAGGAGCAGCAGAAGCUGGAAUCUAUAGCAGACAUGAAGGCAUUUGUGGAGAACUACCCACAGUUCAAGAAGAUGUCCGGCACAGUCUCCAAGCACGUCACUGUGGUGGGGGAGCUUUCCAGGCUGGUCAGCGAGAGGAAACUGCUGGAGGUGUCUGAGGUCGAACAGGAGUUGGCUUGCCAGAGCGAUCACUCCAGCGCUCUGCAGAAUGUGCGGCGGCUCUUGCAGAACCCCAAGGUGAGUGCACUUGACGCGGCCAGGUUGGUGAUGCUCUACGCCCUUCACUACGAAAGACACAGCAGCAACAGCCUUCCCGUCCUCGUGGCGGAUCUGAAGAACAGAGGAGUUUCUGAGAGACACCGCAAGCUGGUGUCUGCCGUUAUAGAAUAUGGAGGGAAGCGAGUUCGAGGGAGUGACCUCUUCAGUCCCAAGGAUGCGGUCUCUAUCACCAAACAGUUCCUCAAAGGGCUGAAGGGAGUGGAGAACGUGUACACCCAGCACCAGCCGUUGCUGCACGAGACCCUCGAUCAGCUCAUCAAGGGUAAACUGAAGGAUAGCCAGUACCCCUACCUGGGUCCCAGCACGCUGCGUGACAGGCCGCAAGACAUCAUUGUGUUUAUCAUCGGAGGGGCGACCUACGAAGAAGCCCUGACCGUUUACAAUCUGAAUCGCACCACCCCCGGGGUCCGGAUUUUGCUGGGUGGCACCAUUAUCCACAAUACGAAAAGCUUCCUGGAAGAGGUCUCAGCGGCUGGUUUCCGUGGACGCGGCAUGGAGAGUUCCCAAGCGGCGUCCCGGGCGGCCAGCAGGCGAUGA